This is a messenger RNA of Leptonychotes weddellii (Weddell seal), 684 nucleotides long. Lineage: Eukaryota; Metazoa; Chordata; Mammalia; Carnivora; Phocidae. The record is from RefSeq and is a predicted model, not a curated record.
GCCGCCUGCGCCCGGGGGAGGCGGCCCACGUGCGACGGAACCAGCAGCAUGAGCAGCGGCUACAGCAGCCUGGAGGAGGACGCCGAGGACUUCUUCUUCACCGCCAGGACCUCCUUUUUCAGGAGAGCGCCCCAGGGCAAGCCCCGCGCCGGCCAGCAAGAUGUGGAGAAAGAGAAGGAGACCCACAAUUACCUCAGCAAAGAGGAAAUCAAAGAGAAAGUUCAUAAAUACAACCUAGCAGUCACAGACAAGUUGAAGAUGACCUUGAAUUCAAAUGGGAUUUACACUGGCUUCAUUAAAGUCCAGAUGGAGCUCUGCAGGCCCCCCCAGACUUCUGGAAAGCUCGCUCCCAGUAGCAACGGCUGUAUGAAUACGCUGCACAUCAGCAGCACGAACACCGUCGGGGAAGUGAUCGAGGCCCUGCUCAAGAAGUUUCUCGUGACCGAGAGCCCUGCCAAGUUUGCACUUUAUAAGCGUUGUCAUAGGGAAGACCAAGUCUACGCCUGUAAGCUCUCAGACCGCGAGCAUCCACUCUACCUGCGUUUGGUGGCUGGGCCCAGAACAGACACACUGAGUUUUGUUCUUCGUGAACACGAAAUCGGAGAGGUAAGUGAUUGUUCAUUCUUGCUUUACACUGUAGAGAGCACCUCGCCCUGUUUUACUGCUCGAAUCUAGUGACUUUAU